UCAGCAACAUAAAGCAAGCUAGACAAGACUUUAGCUAGAGUUGAAAGGAGCAUAAGAGAAACAUGUUGGCUCAAUCAGUGAGAAUAGCUGUUCUUCUUGGGAUUAUUUAUUGCCUGUUAUCCAGAGCAAACUGUCAGCAAGCGGGGUCCACACCAACAACAGUGGGGACCACAGCAUUAACAGCUGAUGGCACAAGAAGCACAACAGCGGGGUCCACACCAACAACAGUGGGGACCACAGCAUUAACAGCUGAUGGCACAAGAAGCACAAUAGCGGGGUCCACACCAACAACAGUGGGGACCACAGCAUUAACAGCUGAUGGCACAAGAAGCACAAUAGCGGGGUCCACACCAACAACAGAAAAUGGCACAACACUCACGACAAUGGUGACCACACCAGUAACAACAGGCAAUACCACAGUGACCACGGCAGCUGUGAUCACAUCAACCCCAGAACUAGGCUGUUCAAUGAUCAACUGUGGAGCAAAUGCAAUUUGCAAACACACAUUUAAUGGCUAUAUAUGUGAAUGUGCCUUUAACUAUUACAGAGAAAAUGAUACCUGUGUGGCAGGCAAAACUUUUAGUGGAGAAGUAACUCUCGAGCAAAAAUUUACGGAAGAGAUGAAGAAUGAAGCAUCAGAGGAACGUAAAAAACUUCAUAAUUUUAUAACUGAUGCAUUUAAGAAGAAUUUGGGGGACCUUGGCUACAAAUCAACUAUCAUAUAUAGCGUAAGGAAGGGGAGUGUCAUCGCAGAUGUUACAAACACAUUUGGAGAAGAUAGCACAGUAAAUGAAUCAAUCAUUGCAGGAAGAGUACAAGAAAGCUUCAAAUAUAUAACUAUUCAAGGAUGCAACUCAGAUAAGUGCAACAAGGAUACUGCUGACUGUUACCAACCGAACCACGGUCUGGCUGAGUGCAUCUGCAAAACAGGAUUUUAUAAGAUCUCCUCAAACGAGACAAAAUGCACAGAAUCGUGUGCACUAAAAUGCAAAGGAGCGAAUCAACACUGCGUUCAACAAAAUGGAAUUCCUGUUUGUGAAUGCCGGCCUGGAUAUAAAGACAACAGUGGCAACUGUGAAAGUUGCCCUUUUGGUUACAAUGGAAUAAACUGUGAAGAUGGAUAUCAAAUCGCCAUUUUAGUGACAGGAGUUGUAUGUGGAGUUGUGAUUCUGAUUCUGGGAAUCGUGCUUAUCUAUCUUUGUGUGAGACUAAGGCGGAAUGAACCUGAUGAACAAGAACAACCAAUAUUGGGCUCCAUGUCGUCAGAAAGUCGUGGCAAUUCUCAGUUUCCAAGCAAGAUUCCCAGAAUAGGUCUGGGAAAUCUUACAAACGGAUCAUCAAAUUAUUUUCAAAGUGAUUCUAAUCAGUUUAACUAUUCUCGUCGGGCACCGUGGAAUGAGCUGAGUGAAUUCCAUCAAAGGGACAGCUAUCCAAACAGGAAUUAUGAUUAUCGCAGAUGAUGACUCAAACGAAAUUACUCAAUAAUCUGGAGAAAUAUUAGAAAACUGUAACUAGUCAGUUAGCAUCUGCAAAUAAAAGUGUAGAUAAUAUUUUAUGUUCUUUUCCAUCAAUACUCUGUGAAAUAUUUAAUCAGAAUGUCAUCUUGCUUAAUUCACACAAAUAUUAACAGACAGUAUGUGAAAGAUAGCAGUUAUCAGAAGGUACACUCCUUUUAAUGGUUUUAUAAUGAACUAUAGAGAUUUUUGUGCUUUAAAUCAAUAAUGAAAUUAAUAUACAAAUCAUUUUCAUUACCAGUUCUUCAGUUCAAUUUUAGUUUUGACUGUUUCCAACAUAUUUGUGUAACUUAUUUCAUGAAAGAUUAUGAUAGUUGGAUGUGGGAGAAAUGUUAUUUUCUUUGGCAAAUAGGUUUGAUGAUUAAAAUGGUUCAGACAAUCUUACUGAACUGUUAGUUUCUAGUUGAUGAAAUUCUUAACUACCGUUAAAACUCUACCUUUCUAAAGCUAUUCUCACUUUCAUUAAUUUUCCAAGAGCAGUUGAAGAAAGGUUAGUGCAAAAUGUCCAGGAAGAGCUUACCUUUCUCUGUUACUAUUAUAUGUUGCUCAUGAAACUCUAAUGUGUUUGUAAAUGAUCAUUUAAAAAUAAAAUCACUAAGGAAGGUUAUGGCAUGGAUAUAUGAUUUUCAGAAGUAUUUUCUCUUAACAGCAAAGUAAAUAAUAAAUACAGUUAAAAUAGUUUAAUUACAAUUUGUGACAAAACUUUGUAUUGUGUCAGCAUGAAUAAAGUCAAAUCAUGAAAGUCAAAA
Hypanus sabinus (Atlantic stingray) is the source of this 2263-nucleotide messenger RNA. Its product is annotated as mucin-13-like. NCBI's taxonomy places the organism in Eukaryota, Metazoa, Chordata, Chondrichthyes, Myliobatiformes, Dasyatidae. The record is from RefSeq and is a predicted model, not a curated record. The coding region runs from base 63 to 1460 and encodes 465 amino acids. The transcript is spliced from 25 exons.